CAUUCUGGAUCUUGUGUUUCAGUGCCGCCUUUAUUUUAGCAUCAGAAACAAGCUAUGGCGCGUUCAAUGCUAGCUCUUGCUAAAACCUUGUGUUUCGUCCUCCAUGUCCAGUCAUGUACUUGUGGCGAGGCUGAGAUCAUCGGAGGGAAGAAGGUGAAGGCCCAUUCUCUGCCCCACAUGGCUCUCCUGUUUAACAGCGAAGGAGAGCCACGAUGCGGGGGUACCCUCCUCUCUCCCACAUGGGUGCUGUCCGCGGCCCACUGUUUCAAGCUCGAAAUAGAUACAGUGCGUCUCGGGGUGGUCACCAUUAAUAACAGCAAGACGGAUGGAUUUGUUCAGGAACGGAAGGUUGCAAAGCAAUACAAACAUCCUGACUACGAAAAUGCCACUUAUCUCCAUGAUCUCUGCCUGCUUAAGCUCAGCCAAGCGGUGGAAGAGACGAUGGCCAUAAAGUAUUUGCCAUUGGCAAAUACAAUCCCAGACCCCAAGGAAGGUACCAUCUGUAUGGUAGCUGGUUGGGGGUUCGUCAAAGUUGAUAUUAAUAAGAUGUCAGAUGAUCUGAUGUCCGCCGAUGUCACUGUUAUUAAAAGGGAAACGUGCAACUUAACCAAAUAUAACAAUACCAAGUAUACCAUCACUUCUGAUAUGGUAUGUGCCGGAACUGUAGACGAGAAUCCGGACGUUCGGGAUACUUGUCAGGGAGACUCUGGAGGACCUCUGAUGUGCAACGGUGUGCAAGUAGGAAUCACUUCCUUUGGCAUCGGCUGUGCCAAUAGGACCAAACCAGGAGUGUAUGCUUUGCUUACCAAACAACACACUGACUGGAUAAAAACAGUAAUGCAGAAACAAGAGUUAUUCUGAGGAAUAUGCAACUCAAUGAUGUCAAAAUGAUGUUCAAAUAAUUGUUUCGAUAUACGAGUUAAUGUUGAUUACUGGAUGAAAUUCGUGCCACACUCAUCCCUCUGAGAAGAAUGUAUUUUUUAUGUACUUUUAUAAGUAAAAUCAAUCAGGUAGUAAAAGUUAUGCUAUAGCAAUAUCUAUUUAUGUAUGCGUUAAUAUUUAAGGGUAAUUAUUAAUUUUUACUUGCUGUAAGGUUAACAUAGAUUGAUAAGGAGUUCUAAACUCAUAACUGCCAGGCCUUAGAAGGCCCAUCUGCUCUAGCAAUGUGUGAAAGGCUACUUCAAGACAAAGAGGGUGAGGUGAUGUAUGGCGUACAAGGCCGAAUAACAACUUACAAGGCCGAAUAACAACUUUUUACAAGGGAGGGUUCCAGUUGGAAAGCAGAUUGAAGGAGACCAGGGCUGUGUGUGGAGCUCAGAGUUGACGGGGAGGCCGUCAGGCAGCUGACUCUCACGGACGGAGGGACUGCCGCGCCCAAAAAGUUUUGUCUCUGUUCUGCAGAACAUAUUGAUGUUUGUGUAAGCUUUGCAACACCAUAGAAUAAAUUAUCUUAAAUUCUG
Messenger RNA from Gadus morhua (Atlantic cod), 1460 nucleotides. Its product is annotated as granzyme K. The transcript is spliced from 5 exons. Bases 55 to 861 code for a protein of 268 amino acids. Gene Ontology annotation, molecular function: serine-type endopeptidase activity. Lineage: Eukaryota; Metazoa; Chordata; Actinopteri; Gadiformes; Gadidae. Gene Ontology annotation, biological process: proteolysis. The record is from RefSeq and is a predicted model, not a curated record.